GAUGACAGUCACGAAAUGGUCAGAAGCAAUACCACACAAAUUACGCAAAUGCCGGUCUUUAACAGCACGUAUAAAUACGGAAGAUCACGGGGAGGAUCCUUAGUACUGUCCAAGGAGAUCGACACGAUAAGAAUAAUGUCUCGUACCGUCUGUAUAGUUUUACUCGUGGCCACAGUCGCCGUGGCCAUUGUGUCGAGCGAGAAUGUCGAAUUAUAUUCGGACAAGUACGAUUACGUUAACGCUGAUGAAAUUUUAGCCAACGAUCGACUACGCGAUCAGUACUUUAACUGUUUCACUGGGGCUGGACCCUGCUUGACUCCUGAUGCGAAAUUCUUCGGAGGAAACUUUCCCGAAUCACUCGUAACGCAGUGUAAGAGAUGCACCGAGAGGCAAAAGAUCAUGUUCGAUAAAGUGGUUGUAUGGUACACAGAAAAUCGUCCGGAGGAGUGGAAAAAGGCGGUUGAGAUAUUCAUAGAAGCUGCCAAGAAGAAGAAAACCGUGAGCUAAAGAAUUGUUUCGAUACGUUUCUAUGACUUUACGUAUUAAUUCGUCGUCGAUCACAUGUAUAAGCGUUAAAAGUAAUAUUGUUGAAAUAUCAUGAAUAGGGAGAUAUUAAACAGAAAAAUAUACAGUUAAUAAUAACUUUAAAAAAUG
Molecule: messenger RNA, 654 nt
Organism: Cephus cinctus (wheat stem sawfly)
Lineage: Eukaryota; Metazoa; Arthropoda; Insecta; Hymenoptera; Cephidae
Product: ejaculatory bulb-specific protein 3
Exons: 2
Coding region: 16-507 (163 amino acids)
Source: RefSeq, a predicted model, not a curated record